Molecule: messenger RNA, 447 nt
Organism: Durusdinium trenchii
Lineage: Eukaryota; Dinophyceae; Suessiales; Symbiodiniaceae
Source: the annotation of a GenBank genome assembly
AUGGCCCUCCCAACAGAAGAUCGAUAUGGCAUUCUAUGGACACGACCCUUGAUUCAAGCCGAACAGAUUGCGAAGUUUGUCAUCAAGAGUGGUGGCCGUCGAGAUCUUAUCGCUGAGCUUGGUUUGGGCCUGCAGGAAGUGUGCCGUACAUCAUCUACAUCCUCUACAUAUCGGUCUAUAGCUGUGGAUCGAUGGAACGCAAUCCCACCUUUGGCACAUUCUCUAGCAGUUUCUCCAUCAAGUAAGGAGCAGCAGCAAGCAAAGUCGGCAUGUGAGCAAAAGCAAUUGAGAAGCUUUGGCCGACAAGGUGCUGGGCCCUUAUCCUUUGGUCGAUUCAGCGUGAAGGAGCGACAAGCGAUCUUCAGCAGUAGCCAUCAUUGCUGGUGGAAAAGUCGCAGAAGGGCCAGCUGGGUUUCGGAUGACCCCACAACGUUCUACAAAAUUUGA